GGGGGAGGAGGAGGAGGAGGGGGGUGGGAUUUAGUUGAUGAGUGAGGAGGUGGUGGCGGGGAGUGGGAUUUGGUUGAGGGGUGGGGAGGCGGAGGCGGGGAGUGGGAUUUGGUUGAGGAGUGAGGCGGGGGGGAGUGCGUGCGGGUCUUGGUGCGGGUGCGGGUUUUGGUCUUGGUGUGAGAGGAGGUUUCCGUCUCGGUGGUAUCGCAGGGCGGGGUGGUUUCGGAUUCUGUGCUGGUGCUGGUGGUGGUGGUGUCGCAGGGUGGCUCGCUGUCCGUCUCGCUGCUGGGGGGCGGGUGCGUCUUGGUCUUGGUCUUGGUCUUGGUCUUGGUGUGGCUGGUCGGCGGGAUGGUCACCGUCGUGGAGUCGCAGUCCUCGGUCGAGGAGGAAGGGGGAGCAUGGCUGCUGGUGGUGGUGCUGAUGCUGGUGUCGCUGCUAGGAGGCGGGGCGGAGGUGGACAGCGUGCAGCCGGUGGCCCCGAUCACGGACCAGCUGGUUUCACACCAAAGGCCCUUGCAGUUCUCGUGGCAGGGGAACGACGUGUACGACGUGGCCGGCGGGGUCGGGCAACCGCAGUUCUGCGUCACGGUGCUCACGACGAGGCAGGCCGGGACCGGGCAGGUGCGGCACUGGUGGGCCGUCGCCGUGAUGGUCGGGCAGCCGGUUGGGUGUGGAGGGGCCUUCGUGGUGUGAUGGUCGCCAGUAGCCACCACAGGUGCGAUGCUGUGCGAGUAAGUUAAGUCAGCAAGGGGUAGGUAGGUAAGUAGGGCUAGAGGGGCCCCCGGGAGAGGGUGAGUCCAUCACACUUACACCGCAGCGCCGGCGGCAAACAGUACCGCAAACGAGUGCAUCUUGAUCUAAACGAGUGUCAAGCUGAGCAGUGUAGUACAAAGUAGCGAUUGUGUUUGGAGAAAGCUCUUGUGUCCCCCCAUUCCGGGCGGA
Molecule: messenger RNA, 942 nt
Organism: Chaetomium fimeti
Lineage: Eukaryota; Fungi; Ascomycota; Sordariomycetes; Sordariales; Chaetomiaceae
Exons: 1
Source: RefSeq, a predicted model, not a curated record